Molecule: messenger RNA, 609 nt
Organism: Echinostoma caproni
Lineage: Eukaryota; Metazoa; Platyhelminthes; Trematoda; Plagiorchiida; Echinostomatidae
Source: the annotation of a GenBank genome assembly
AUGCUUACACAGGGUUAUGUUAUCCUUGCCGAACUAAAUUUGCUUAGCCAUCGUCACCCAACUGGUGUUUACAUUCUUCCGGAUCCACAAAAUCCCUUGGAAUGGCAAGGCUUAAUAUCCGUGCGUAGUGGUUACUUCCACGGUGGUAUUUUUCCUUUCAAACUGCAUUUACCGCCAGACUUUCCUUGCAGAGUAGUCCCACGUAUAUUCCUUCCCAAAGGAUUCUACCAUCCUUAUGUGGAUCCGCGAUCGGGUGAAAUUUCCAUGAAACCUUCUUUCAUUCAGUGGAACGCUGAAAAACAUCAUUUGUGGCAUUUGUUGCACCACAUGCGUAAUUUAUUGACCAGUCCAACAAGCUGUAUUCUGGAGCACUCGGCCGAACAGCUUCAGUUCCUGUCUCGAUCCUCUAUCUACGAGGAUCAUUCAUCCGGUCACAGUGAUGUUAUAGCCGGGGGCUGUUCGAGCUAUCCAAACCCGGAAGCGGCCGAUCUGAUUGUGAACCACAAGGCGGAAUUCGAGAUUCGCGCGAGGCAUUGUGUGGAGAAUUUGUCUGUUUGGUGUGGAUCGCAGACUAUUCCAGCCGAUUGGACUGAUUUCUUUGUCGAGUAA